GCGCGGACGGAGGGAACUGUUCUGAUUGGCUGUGAUUUGUGAUUGAUUAUGUCGCGUCGUGCAGUUGUAUCGGGUUCACUGUAGACAGACAAAUGCUUUUCGGUCGUAACCCUGCGUCGCACCUGGUUCGGACACGGAUUUAGGAUUAGAGGUUAGAAAAAAACAUUAGCUCAAUAUACAAACAACAGAAGUCAAUGGAAAGUCCUCACCUUAGAAAACCAAACGUCAGAGUCUUUGUCAAGAUAGCAACAAAGAGAGCAAGAAGGAGAGGGGAAUCAUAUUUCAUAUUCAAUUUCAACUCCACGCCUUCUGCCCCUAUAUACCAAUAAUGCGGCUUAACUGAAUGCUAACAUUCAAAUGUGAGUUUAUUCACCUUGCAGGCAAAGUUUCAAGGGAACUGCCACGCACCAGAUCUCAGAGGAGUCGCGGCAGGAGUAGAAGAGAAGAAAGGACGCUAACGUUUGCCUCAUCUCUAACGUUACACUUACUUUCGUAAAGGUGGAAGAAGCUGAUGGACGUGAUAUUUAAUGCAGAAAACUGUUCGCUAACCUGCACGGGCAGUUAGAAUGGUCCGGCUUUGUCGAGGAGACGGAGGAACGUUACAUGUGUUGCCCUGCGUAAAGAAGCAGUGUGAAAGAAACCCGAUUUCUAUUGCGCGUAUACUGUAGUUCAACGCAUCUGUAGAAUCGCGCACAUCGGUCAAGUCAUGUCUUUUGAAUUCCGAAUACUGAUGUUUGGAAUCGGGACAGCCCUGGUUAUAUUUGUGAUUAUAGCUGAUAUAUCGGAAGUGGAGGAAGAAAUCGCGAACAUUGAGGAUUCACAGAAGUUUCACAUAAAAAGCUUUGUCCUUCAGUCUAACAGAAAUUCAGUCCUGAAUGCCGUUCCUACUUCACUAGUCACCUAUAAAAAGAGCAAAGUCUCUUCUUCUCUAAUUCCACUGCCAGGCAUAAAGAGCAAAACCAGCAAUUCAUCCUCGCCUGAAUGGACUUUCAACAGAACCUUGACUAACCUCAUCAGAAAAAACAUUUUGAGGUUCCUGGAUGCUGAGAGGGACAUCUCAAUUCUUAAGAGCACCUUUAAACCCGGGGAUGUAAUUCAUUAUAUAUUUGACCGCCAGAGCACCACAAACAUCUCUGAUAACUUGUACCACCUUUUGCCGACGGUGUCUCCAAUGAAGAACCGGCAUUACAAACAAUGUGCCAUCGUAGGGAACUCUGGGAUAUUACUGAAUAGCAGCUGCGGCAGAGAGAUUGAUUCACAUGACUUUGUCAUUAGGUGUAACUUGGCUCCAGUGGAGGAGUAUGCAGCUGAUGUGGGCCUGCGUACCAGUCUGGUGACUAUGAACCCUUCUGUUGUGCAGCGUGCUUUUCAGGACCUGAACAGUGAGGAGUGGGUGCAGCGCUUUGUCCACAGGCUGCAGAGCCUCAGCGGGAGUGUGCUGUGGAUCCCUGCUUUCAUGGCUAAAGGAGGAGAGGAGCGAGUGGAGUGGGCCAUCCGCCUAAUUCUUCUGCAUACUGUGAACGUCCGCACUGCCUUCCCCUCCCUGCGUCUGCUCCAUGCUGUCAGGGGGUACUGGCUGACCAAUCAUGUCCAGAUCAAAAGACCCACCACCGGACUCCUGAUGUACACCAUGGCUACACGCUUUUGUGACGAGAUCCACUUGUACGGCUUCUGGCCUUUCGCUCAUGAUCCUGACGGCAAACCGGUCAAGUACCACUACUACGACACGCUAACUUAUCACUACUCAUCUAGUGCCAGUCCACACACAAUGCCUUUGGAAUUUCGAACUUUAAGUGCCCUUCACAGACGGGGGGCGCUGCGGCUGCACACGGGACCCUGUAAACUUCCAACAUGAGCUUUUGCAGCCUCAUUCCAAAACGGUUUCAUACACUGGACCUUAUACAUGCAGAGAGAAAGAAAUCCUGUGAAAAAGAUGGAUUACCUGAAUAUUUCAGGUAAAUCUCUGACCAAAUGUGAGACUGCAAUAUAUGAACAGAGUUUUUUU
This is a messenger RNA of Carassius carassius (crucian carp), 2005 nucleotides long. Its product is annotated as alpha-2,8-sialyltransferase 8B-like. The transcript has 6 exons. The coding region runs from base 707 to 1855 and encodes 382 amino acids. The record is from RefSeq and is a predicted model, not a curated record. Gene Ontology annotation, molecular function: alpha-N-acetylneuraminate alpha-2,8-sialyltransferase activity. NCBI's taxonomy places the organism in Eukaryota, Metazoa, Chordata, Actinopteri, Cypriniformes, Cyprinidae. Gene Ontology annotation, biological process: N-glycan processing; oligosaccharide metabolic process.